CUGGGAUAGAGACACCAGCUUGGAGGUGGAGAAACACAGGAUGAGACACAUGGGAGCCUGAUCAGGCCUGGAAUGGGGUGUUCUGUACUGUAGGUUGCUCUGCAGACCUGUUUCUGGAGGGAAACCGACGGGGCUGGACACAAGAGACGGACACAGGAAUUCCAGGUCACAAGGGCUCCUGUGGCAGAGCACAGACUUGGCCGGGCUGGUAUUCAAACCUCUUCCUCGCACGGUCAUGAGUAUGACAGCUGUAGAGUAGGACCCAGGGAGGGAACACAUGACUUAAAAAUAAGGGUGGUAAAUAAGAUAUUGGGACAACUAAGCGGCUAGUGUUUUACUUCAGUGGUCUGACCCCCCUCAUGAUGGGAUUCUCUGUGGAGUUUGCCUGUUUGCUUCUGGUGGUUUCGACUCUUGGAAAGAACCACUUGGUGUCUGGGGGUUGUUCAGGGAAAUGCUGCCGGGGCAGAGACUUGAGCUGUUUGACCACUGAUUGGAGGAUGGACCGCGUGUAUGGGACAUGCUACUGCGAUGAAGGCUGCGUCAGGACCAAGGACUGCUGCUUCGACUACUUCACAGAGUGCCCAGCUCAGGACUGUGCUGUGAGCGACUGGAGCUUUUGGAGCGGCUGUACCAAGCCCUGCCAGCCCUCAGUGAGAGUCCGUGUCCGUCACGUAAAGCAGCAGCCCAGUAACAGCGGAGAGCCCUGUCCCAGCCUGGAGGAGCGAGGCGGCUGCAGGGAGUACAGAGACCAUCAGGGUGGCCGCUGUGGAUUCAACUCAGGUCCUGCAUUCAUCACCAGCAUGGAGUUUGGCAAGAGAAGGCCCAAGCAUGACAACUAUGGAAACCCCCUAGACCUUGGGUUCUGUGUGGAAUUCAUACUGGAGUCCCGGACACCCCACUGUACAGUGGCAAACCGGCCACACACACACUGGAUGCGCUACAUAACAGAAGGCUUUAAAGUGUGUGUGGCAUGUGAACCUCCUGCCAUGCGAAACAAUAGUGGUAGCUGCCAAGGAGACGGCCAGGAAUCAGACAAAGAAGCUGUGCUCCACUGGCAGGCGGUGGGGAACCAACAGUGCAGCGGGACAUGGAAGAAGAUCCAGAAAACCCAGCAGUGCGACUGUCCACCACAACACAGCUUCGUCUUCAUCUGAUCCAAACAAAAGCACCAAGGAACAAUCUCUGAUCUGGUGUCCACAAUAACAUUCUGCAGCCAAGCAAAGCUCCCCUCGUCAGAGAAACCGAAAUACUUUUCAGAUCUGAUAUACAGCAGGCUUUCAAAACUAAGAAGAGACUUAAGACUCAACAGUGGUGCAAUGCAGUUAUAUUUCUGAUAAAUAUGCUACACAUUGAUAAAAGCAAAUCACUGUAGUCGCCAUGCACAUUUCCAUUGUUCUGUGUAACUUUGCAGCAGACACUUGUACAGCAUUUUACCUUUUUCUAGGUCACAUUAUUAAAACUGAUUUUGCUUA
Micropterus dolomieu (smallmouth bass) is the source of this 1472-nucleotide messenger RNA. RefSeq names its product somatomedin-B and thrombospondin type-1 domain-containing protein. The transcript has 5 exons. Lineage: Eukaryota; Metazoa; Chordata; Actinopteri; Centrarchiformes; Centrarchidae. The record is from RefSeq and is a predicted model, not a curated record. Bases 360 to 1154 code for a protein of 264 amino acids.